This is a messenger RNA of Linum tenue, 3191 nucleotides long. Lineage: Eukaryota; Viridiplantae; Streptophyta; Magnoliopsida; Malpighiales; Linaceae. The record is from the annotation of a GenBank genome assembly.
UAGUGAAGUCCAUUUGUCUAUUCAAAUUUCAAAAGCUUCUUCUCUCUGAUAACAGAGCCACCGAGCCACUGCCAAGCGGACUGCCGGCUGCCGCUCCGCGAAACCUCCUUCCGGAUUCCCGAGCAUUGAAUUCUUCACCAGGUGAGUUCUGGUGGUUCUUUGUGUUCUUUUACCCUUUUCGGUAAGGGGUUUGCUCGCGGAAGUUUGCACGGAGGCCGGAGCAGAAGGUGGGCGGUAUUUAAAGAGUCAUCUGUAUCGAAAUUUGACUCUGCGAUUCUGGGGUCAUGGGUUUGGGAAGGUUUUGGUAGAAUCUCUUGGGCAGGUUCUAAGCGUCUGUUUUUGUUCUUAAGCACUUCAGCAAUUUGUUAUUUUCUGGCUGAUGCCUAUUUAGUAAAUCAUGCAAAUGUUCCCUACCGAGUUCUCGUGAUGAAUACUCAUGUAUUUGUCUUAUGUGGAGGCCUUGAAGGGAUUGAUCUCCACAUGAGGUUAUGCUUGUGCUUUUUUGGGAGUGAUUGGACCACAAAGUUAACCAGGCAGCAUAGAAUUAUGUUGCGAGUGGUUGAACCAUUCAAUUCUAUAACUAGCUGCUGAACUUGAGCUUCCGUAUCCUGCCAUUUUGAGAAGUUUUGGCAAAUGACAGUUGCUUUUAUAUUAUAUAUAAUUCUAACAAUCGCAAGUGCUAAUUUUCUGGGUUUGAGAAGUGUGACUUAUUCUUUAAUCGAAGACUCUUAUUUCAAUGUCAGCAGUCUUCUGGGAAUAAUCCCCUGUUUGUUGAUUGCUUGGUGAUAGUUAGGGGGAAAAGUUGAAACUCUUUGUAGCACCCAAAAUUAGGACGGUCUGGAGAAGUUCUGAUGGAGCAGUAUGAAUUCCUGGAGCAGAUUGGGAAAGGUUCUUUCGGUGCUGCUCUGCUUGUGAGACAUAAACAUGAGAAGAAGAAGUAUGUGCUGAAAAAAAUCAGACUUGCUCGUCAAAGUGACAGAGCCAGAAGGUCUGCACACCAAGAGAUGGAGCUCAUAUCUAAAGUGAGAAAUCCAUACAUUGUCGAGUACAAGGAUUCGUGGGUAGAGAAGGGCUGCUAUGUCUGCAUUGUUAUUGGGUUCUGUGAAGGUGGAGACAUGUCUCAAAUGCAUCUGAAAACUAAAUUACGGUUGGUGCCACCCUAUAUGCAGAAGCUUUGCAAGUGGCUAGUUCAACUCUUGGUGGCUCUUGACUAUUUGCAUGCCAACCAUAUACUUCAUCGUGAUGUCAAAUGCUCAAAUAUAUUUUUGACAAAAGACCAAGACAUUCGUCUAGGUGACUUUGGUCUUGCUAAAAUGUUGACUUCUGAUGAUCUUGCUUCUUCUAUUGUGGGGACUCCUAGUUACAUGUGCCCUGAGCUUCUUGCUGAUAUUCCUUACGGUUCAAAAUCCGAUAUCUGGUCACUAGGUUGCUGCAUGUAUGAAAUGUCUGCCUACAAGCCAGCAUUUAAAGCAUUUGAUAUGCAAGCUUUGAUCAACAAAAUAAACAAGUCCAUCAUUGCCCCUCUUCCAACAGUAUACUCUGGUGGAUUCCGAGGUCUUGUCAAGAGCAUGCUGCGGAAAAAUCCAGAACUCAGACCUAGUGCUGCGGAGCUGCUAAGUCAUCCACAGCUUCAACCACAUGUGCUGAACAUUCAUCUAAAGUUGAGCAAUCCCAGAAGGAAUACUCUGCCCUUCCGCUGGUCCGAUUCCAGUUUCACAAAGAAAACUAGAUUCGUGGAAGAAGAUUCAUGUAUGAUUACUAACACAGAGAAAAGGCUAUCAUCUUACUGCAACGACAGAAGCUUGAACCCUAGCAUCUCAGAAGCAGAACCAGGCUCUACUUGUUCUUCUCAGGGAGCGUUGGAAUCCCCAAGGCGUCUGAAUCAGGAGAAGUUCAGUAUUGCCCGCGAGGACAUUGGGAUUGAUAAACAAUUCCUUACUGCUACUUCUGCUGCCGCUGCUGCUAAAACUCCAAGAUUUGUUCCCGCCAAAAUUUCUACUCCCAGGAGGCUCUCAGCUACACCAGCAAAGAUAACUCACAAGCGUGACUCGCUUCCAGUGACGUGCUCCCAAUCGAACACACCUUCCCACUCCACGCGGAGAGCUUCUCUUCCAUUCCCCAACAAAACCACUCCCGUCUCAAGGGAAACUCCUUACAGGUCCCAACUCCGUGCCCUCCAUGUCCUGGAAUCGCCUGAUGUAUCAGUAAACGCUCCGCGGUUAGACAAGAUUGCGGAGUUCCCGUUAGCCUCCUCCGUGGGAUCUCUCGUUGUCCCAAUUCGCGGAACCUCAUCGACCUCAGCACAAUGCUCCUCUUCCUCCGCUGCGUCAGAGAGCAACAUUGCAGAUCGCUCAAUAACGAAGGACAAGUGCAUUGUCCAGGUGGUGGCCAAAGGCGUUGUCAGUAACAACAACCACGAAGUCAGGCUGCCAAGUGGUUCUGAAUCCUCGUCAGGGCAGAAUUCUGCUCUGACGAGGGUCACUACUACCACAACUGGGGUUCCAAGCGAAUCGUCGGGGGAAUCGAGGCAGCGGAGGUUCGACACAUCGUCGUACCAGCAGAGGGCGGAGGCGUUGGAAGGGUUGCUCGAGUUCAGUGCACGGCUGCUACAGCAGGAACGCUUUGGCGAGUUGGCGGUGCUGCUAAGGCCAUUCGGACCUGAGAAGGUUUCGCCCAGGGAAACUGCUAUUUGGUUGGCUAAGAGCUUUAAGGAGACGACGGCCGUCUGAAGGUUUACGGGCUUUUGGAUCGGCAUUUUUCUUCCGGUCUUCAAUCUCGAAGGCUGUUUGAAAUGUUUCCCCGUGAUGUGAAUGAUAGGUUUGGCAUAGAACCUCAUUUGGCGCGGGUAAUAGUAAUACGAAUGGCUGGGAUAUUUCUGGCAUCUCACCUUCUACUUCUAGAAUUGUUUCCAGUUCUUGUUUUCUCAAUACUCGAUCUGUGAGUGUGACUGGUAUGAGCUCUUAAGUUUACGAAAAUGGUGAUGGUUUAGUCAAGUAUCCCAAUGGUGGCGAGAUCGUUGAGGAGGCGAGCUAUUACGCUGAUGUGCAUGAACAGAUCAUCGUACUCUUUGCUUAGCAUGGCCUCCUCGGAAAGGUGACAUCCCAAGAAGAACGUUGGCACCAAGAUGAACGGUCCAAUGUUAUGUAGCACUUUCGUAUCAUGUUGUAGUGUACACUUCCAUUAUAUUGUCG